AAUUCAACAAGUUGGAAUCUGUAAUUGAAAUAGAGUUUGCUCGGUUUGGUUAAUCAUGUCGCACUACGCGCCGUUCAUCAAGCCCUACAUCGAGUACAAUCAGUUCGGCUGGGGGCCCUGCGAUGUGUCGGAUAUGGAGGUGCCCUAUCAGCCCUUCUGCAAGAGCGACCGCUUGGGCAAGAUCAGCGACUGGAUGAUGCCCGUGCAGGACCAGAAGUACACUAACAGGUACGCCUCGACCUUUGGCAGCAACAACAGCCAGUACGCGUACUUCCACGAGGACGACGACGCCACCUUUCACCUGGUGGAUGGGGGCAAUCCGCGUGCCAUUAAGCCGUUUCAGCGCAAUCGCUAUCGCCCCAAUCAGCGCAACAACGUGCGCAUCCAUGGCCGGAAUGUGCGUGGCAAUGCGCUGAGUGGUGUGGGUCAGAGUGGUGCCGGUGGCUCUGGCGGUGCCGGUGCGGGCAACAAGUACGGCAAGGGGCGCGACAUGCGGCGCGGCUACAUGGGCCGCCGCUUCAUGCGCAACGCCCCGGUUCGCCUGCGCGAGAGCUCCGUGGUUGUGCGCUCCGACUGGGUCUCCAUCGAGGAGAUAGACUUCCCUCGGCUGCUCAAGCUCUCGCUGCCCAACAUUAAGGACGGCGUCGACAUCGUCACCUGCGGCGUCCUGGAGUACUACGACAAGCAGUGCGACCGCAUCAACGUGAAGAACGAGCGGCCGCUGCAGAAGGUCGAUCGCAUCAUCAAUGUGCCGGGCACCAUAGACGAUCCGGUCAUCCGGCGCCUCUCCAAGACAAUGGGCAACGUGUUCGCCACGGACGACAUCAUCGCCACGCUGAUGUGCUGCACGCGCUCCAACUACUCCUGGGACAUUGUCAUCGAGAAGCUGGGCACUAAGGUCUUUCUGGACAAGCGCGACAAUGCGCAGUUCGAUCUGCUGACGGUCAAUGAGACGGCCCUGGAGCCGCCGCAGGACAGCGAGGGCUCCAUCAAUUCGCCGCAGAGCCUCUCCCUGGAGGCCACACUCAUCAACCACAACUUCAGCCAGCAGGUGCUCAAGCUUGGCGACCAGGAGCCGAAGCACAAGUUCGAGGAGCCCAACCCCUUCGAGGAGCCCGGCGUGGAGCUGGCCUCCGUCGCCUAUCGCUACAAGCAAUGGCAGCUGGGCGACGACGUCGUCCUCAUUGCUCGCUGCAAGCACAACGGCGUCAUCAAGUCGCCCAGUGGCGAGCUGCAGUUCGUCUCCAUCAAGGCGCUCAACGAGUGGGACUCGAAGGCAGCCAACAGCGUCGAGUGGCGCCAGAAGCUGGACAGCCAGCGCGGAGCCGUGCUCGCCUCGGAGCUACGCAACAAUGCCUGCAAGCUGGCCAAGUGGACCGUGGAGGCGGUUCUCGCCGGCUCCGAUCAGCUCAAGCUGGGCUAUGUCUCGCGCGUGAAUCGCAACGAUCAUCUGCGCCACGUCAUUCUGGGCCUGCAGCAGUUCAAGCCUCAGGAGUUCGCCACACAAAUCAAUCUGAACAUGGACAAUGCUUGGGGCGUGCUGCGCUGCCUGGUCGACAUUGUGCUCAAGCAGCCGGAUGGCAAAUAUCUGAUCAUGAAGGAUCCCAACAAGCCCAUGAUACGCCUGUACGACAUUCCCGAGAACGCGUUCGACUCCGAGGGCAACGACGAUGAGGAGACUAGCGACGAUAGACCUUUCCUUAAGGCCAUGGGCAAUCAAAUUUAAAACUUGCUACGAUUUAGCAUAUACGU
Molecule: messenger RNA, 1752 nt
Organism: Drosophila navojoa
Lineage: Eukaryota; Metazoa; Arthropoda; Insecta; Diptera; Drosophilidae
Gene: eIF3d2
Product: eukaryotic translation initiation factor 3 subunit d2
Biological process (GO): translational initiation
Cellular component (GO): cytoplasm; eukaryotic translation initiation factor 3 complex
Molecular function (GO): translation initiation factor activity
Source: RefSeq, a predicted model, not a curated record